Messenger RNA from Nannochloropsis gaditana CCMP526, 307 nucleotides. Its product is annotated as protein arginine n-methyltransferase 7. Gene Ontology annotation, biological process: peptidyl-arginine methylation. The record is from RefSeq and is a predicted model, not a curated record. The transcript has a single exon. Gene Ontology annotation, molecular function: protein-arginine omega-N monomethyltransferase activity. The annotation marks the transcript as partial.
CUCAAGUGACAGCGUGUGAUGGCUUCACAGCUCUAGCAAAAGUAGCUGAUGAAGUAGUUCGUUCUGCUGGCUUGGAGAGGAACAUUUGUGUCGUCCAUAAAAUGAGCUCAGCGCUGGACGAAGAAGAAAUUGGAAGCAUUGAUCUUAUUGUUGCUGAGAUCCUGGAUUCCACACUUUUAGGAGAGGGCUACUUAAGCACUCUUCGCGAUCUUUAUACCCGUGGCUUGGUCGACGCAACCACACAUGUUAUUCCACGUCGCGCUCGGGUGUGGGCGCAGUUGGUAGAGUGUCCCGAGCUUCAGAGUCA